AUGGCCGCUUCGCAGAACCAUGAGGAGGAGAGAUUACCUCUCCCCAAUAAUCUAUUCCAACCCGAUUCAUUUGUCCCGGACAGUCUCCGAGAUACUUCCCGGUCGCCGCACCCCUACCAUCGCAAGGGCUCCAAGCGCUCCGAACCACAUUUGCUACCUACCGAGGGCGGCGAUCGACUAACUCCCAACUCAUGGCCUAAAACGUCCAGUGAUAGCGGCACCGAGGCAGAUGAUGAGAGUACAGGAAUUUUAAAAGGACUCCCGGCGCCUCCUCUGCGCCAACGGAAAGGCUUGCGUUCGAGCUUCAAUGAUGCCGCAGACCGUGACUCGUGGUUGCCGUUAUUGCAACCGUGGUCCUCACUGGGACGGUCAACGUCCCGGAGCUCACGACAGAGCUCCAGUGAAGACACGGGAACUGGACGGGUGGGAUUACGAGGGAAGGUCGGAAAAAAGCGCCUUGAGGUCUUGCGACGGCUAUUAGAGACCGGUCUGCUAUUGUCCGUGGGCGCGGUUGUGCUGUCCCAGGAGAAUACGAGGUCACUUGCAUGGGCUUGGAGGAAAGAACUACUUGCUCAUGGCGUUCUUGUCUCUGGGCUGUACGCGGUGUAUCCGCUCAGGAGAAAUGGACGCCUACGGCUUUCUGGAUUAAACUCUUUUACCAUUCCAAGCAGUUUCGACCCCGCUCCCCUUCUUUACCCGAUUUUGAUACCCAUUUACACCUCUUUGUCCUUGGCGCACCGUAGCCCUGCGCUGGUAUUGCCGAACAUCAUUCUCAGUCUCUCGUCUUUACCCGCCCCGGUCAUUCCACUGCGCGAGUGGAUACAUGGUCACAGUGUCGUCCAUUGGUUGGUCACGUUGAUACCCAUUAUUGUCUCGGAGCAUUUUUCUGCAGAUCACAAGAUACCCAAGCCUCUCACGCUUCGCGGCCUCAAUUCUGAAGUUUUGACCCUUGUUUUUCCGUUGCAUCAAGCAUUGAUACCCACUUUAGAUUUCUUAUUAACUACCAGUAUCCUUCCGGCAGAGCUACAGCUUUUGACGAGUGCUCUUGUGAAUCUGUUUUUGUUUGCGAGCUCCCCCCAGGCGGAGAUCCUUAAAGCGCUAUUGUGGCUGGGCGGCUUGUGCAUUUUUAUCUCUUGCCGGCAUGUUCUCCGCUGGGAGGUCGCUCUAGCUAGGAUCCCCAGCUGGAAGUUUAGACGGUCGCCCAGUGGUUCACAAUCACGAAAAAAUCUCUUGUAUGUUAUCGACCAUAAAGUCUGCCAAAAACUGAGCCGAGCGGGCUCCUCCGAAGAUGCUAUGUCAGACAGUGAAUACGAGGCUCACAUAGCGCCAAUAUCACCCAGAACAACGCAUGAGUUCCGAGAGAAGACUCCAGCUAGAGGAACGACCGACAGAGCUCCCCAAGAGAAUGGUCAUCGGCAUGCAGUGAAUCGACGACGACAUACUAUCUCCAGCGUGGAUGAGGCUGCACAUUCAGAGCGUAUCAGGACCACUCCCAGUGGCCGACGGAAGCGAUCGAUGGCCCCGGGUCUGGCAUCCUUUUUGUCACUGACUGUACCACAAGCACAAGUGCGGAAAUGGCUUUACGCCCUAUACGUAUAUGCGGCUGUGGCAGUUAUCAUCAUGGGCCCAGUGCGGAAGUACGUGAGCGAACGUGCGCUGGCUGGAGAGGAGCCGUUUGGGUGGGCUUUGAGCUACCUACUUGGAAAUGUGUCCUGGUUCAGGUUCUGGGUGUUCAUGUGGAACCUGGAGUACUGGAUCCCUCUUCCUCCUCGCUUGGAUCGUGAAAUGUGCUCUCUUGGCUGGAUGGAGUGUCUCCGGCAGACUUCUUUUGGGGAAGCCAACGCACGUCUUUUAAUUGCUGCUCAUUGUAUUGUGGUGAUUAUGAUGGGCCUGGGUGUUGUUUUUAAGUUGAGCUCCAUUGUAGAAGUGGAUACAAGACGCAAAGUCUUCCACGGCAUGAUGGUAUUGAUGUUUCUUCCCACCAUCUACAUCGAUCCUGCAUUCUGUGCUCUCGCUCUCGCUCUAGUACUGUCUAUAUUUCUCCUUCUGGAUCUUUUCCGAGCUUCCCAAAUGCCGCCCAUCUCUCGUCCGUUGACUUAUUUCCUGGCACCCUAUGUUGACGGCCGUGACCAUCGGGGACCUGUCAUUAUCUCUCACAUCUUCCUUCUUAUCGGAUGCUCUAUUCCCCUGUGGCUUUCUUUGGCUGACAUCCCCCGAUCGGAAGACCACCCGUGGGGCGCAUGGGAUGUUCAGUUCCGGGAUGUCAGUAUGGUCAGUGGAGUAGUAUGCGUCGGCCUUGGAGAUGCAGCGGCAUCACUGGUGGGUCGUCGGUUUGGUCGGCGUAAGUGGUUCUGGGGUGGAGGCAAGUCUUUGGAGGGCAGUGUGGCUUUUGCGGCGGCCGUGACUGGGGGUCUGGUGUUUUCCCGAUUGUGGCUUGCCGCUGGCCAGUGGGCUGUGCAUGUGAACGAUGAGCAGAAUCAUUUAUUCUGGCUUUGGACGGUGUGCAAAGCCAUCAUAGCGGCUGCAGGCACCAGUGCGACCGAAGCGAUUUUGACGGGGUGCAACGACAAUGUGGUUGUACCGAUUGUGCUGUGGCUGCUCGUCAGGGGCCUUGGUCUCUGA
Molecule: messenger RNA, 2622 nt
Organism: Aspergillus bombycis
Lineage: Eukaryota; Fungi; Ascomycota; Eurotiomycetes; Eurotiales; Aspergillaceae
Product: putative phosphatidate cytidylyltransferase
Exons: 2
Coding region: 1-2622 (873 amino acids)
Biological process (GO): dolichyl monophosphate biosynthetic process
Cellular component (GO): endoplasmic reticulum membrane
Molecular function (GO): dolichol kinase activity
Source: RefSeq, a predicted model, not a curated record